UAUUAAAUGUGUUAGCAAUGUUGAGAGUUGGCGGAGGUGGCGACAGAGGGCGGUGGCGGCGGCCAGAGGCACUACCACCACCAGCAGCAGCCGCCCCACACCACCACCAUGUUGACCAGGGCUCUUCUCGCCUCCCGGGCUCUCAUUAAACCCCCCCAAAUGAGCCGGGGUAUGGCUGUUGUGAAAAACUUCAAACCUACAACUAUGAAUGACUUGCCAGUUCCACAGGGAUCGUGGCAAGAGCUGCAUUCAAAGAGGCAGCGUUUAUAUAACAUUCAUCUUAUUGCAGGGAUUCUUGCUAUACUUACCACUAUAGGUGUUGCAAAGGAGUCUGGUCUUGUUCGGUUCUACUUUGGUCCCAAGAUUGGCAAGUAAAGUGUUCAUCAACUUGUACAUAUGGCAUUUACAGUCCCAACAGUAAAUUUAAUAUGGUUACUGUUGGAGAGCCAAGGAUUUUGCAUGCACAUUUUGAAGACACAUUGUAUAGUAUAUAAUUACAAUUGUUAGUCAAAAUUUAUAAAGGUACUGUACAUUGUAUAAAAUACUUAACCCUAGUUAUAAAGAUUCCUCUAAUAACACUGUAGAUAAUUGUAAAUGUAUACAGCUGUGCAUUUCAUUCCAUGGUGAAAAUAAAACUUUUUAAAGUUA
Molecule: messenger RNA, 648 nt
Organism: Procambarus clarkii (red swamp crayfish)
Lineage: Eukaryota; Metazoa; Arthropoda; Malacostraca; Decapoda; Cambaridae
Gene: COX7B
Product: Cytochrome c oxidase subunit 7B
Source: RefSeq, a predicted model, not a curated record